UAACAUACAGAAAAGAAAAAGAAAAGAGUGAAUAAAGAAACAAAGAGAAACAGUUGAAAAAACGAAAGUCAGUAAGAAAGCGAGGAUGAGUCGGAGAGGAGAUGAAGAAUACGAUUAUCUCUUCAAAGUCGUACUCAUCGGCGAUUCCGGUGUCGGCAAAUCCAAUCUUCUUUCCCGAUUCACUCGCAACGAGUUUUGUCUCGAAUCCAAAUCCACCAUCGGCGUCGAAUUCGCCACUCGCACACUUCAGGUUGAGGGAAGAACUGUGAAAUCUCAGAUAUGGGACACUGCUGGACAGGAACGUUACAGAGCGAUUACGAGCGCCUACUAUCGCGGCGCACUCGGAGCUCUUCUUGUAUACGAUGUCACUAAACCUACUACAUUUGAAAAUGUUUCUAGAUGGCUGAAGGAGCUUCGCGAUCAUGCUGAUGCUAACAUUGUGAUUAUGUUGAUUGGCAAUAAAACCGAUCUCAAGCAUCUCCGUGCUGUUAACACGGAAGAUGCUCAGAGUUAUGCGGAGAGGGAGGGUCUUUCUUUUAUCGAGACUUCAGCACUAGAAGCGACUAAUGUGGAGAAGGCGUUCCAGACAAUUCUCGGGGAGAUAUACCGGAUUAUCAGUAAGAAAUCGCUGUCGUCUUCCAGUGAUUCUGCUGCUGCUGCUGCCAAUGUUAAAGAAGGUAUUAUGAAGAUGAUUCAAAAUGGUGAAGUUCAUGUAUAAGCAAAGCUGCAAGUCAAUUAAGUAGUUGUUUAGUUUUGAUGAUGACAACACUUAAUAUCAAAUGAUAUCCAGUGAAGUCAAUAUCUGUGGAAGAUAGCUCAAGUGGUCAAAGAUGAUUAAGAUAAUUGAAUAAGAUAUCCUCUUGAAUCAAGUUUCGUGCUUGAAGAUCAAGACAUAUAUUUGAAAUCAACAUUAUGGUCAAACGACAUUCAAGUGAAGACUUCUAUCUUUAGGAUCAAUCUUGGUUUAUAUUCUCAACUCUCAGAUGAUGGUAUUCAAUAUUGAGAUAUCUUAAGCCUUACUAAAAAGAAUCAAUGCUCUUGUAUGAUGCUAAAGUCAAAGAU
This is a messenger RNA of Vicia villosa (hairy vetch), 1062 nucleotides long. Its product is annotated as ras-related protein RABA2a. The transcript has 3 exons. The record is from RefSeq and is a predicted model, not a curated record. Lineage: Eukaryota; Viridiplantae; Streptophyta; Magnoliopsida; Fabales; Fabaceae. Gene Ontology annotation, cellular component: endosome. Gene Ontology annotation, molecular function: GTP binding; GTPase activity. The coding region runs from base 86 to 718 and encodes 210 amino acids.